GAUCUCCACGAAGCUCUCUCUCUCUUUUUUUUCUUCUCUUUAAAAAUUUAAUACUCGCAUUCUCUUCUUCACCCUUUUCAAACUCAUUUCUUUCGCCUCUUCUUUCUUUUUCUCGGAUCUUCUCUCUCUCUCUCCAAAGAUCUUCGAUUCUUUCCGUCUCCUUUUCGUUCGCUCUCUGAGUUUGGAGAAAUCGAAGUUUGGAGUGUGAUGGCUUCGAUAGCGUAUUCUUCAGCUGCAUUUACUGGAACUUCAGCUUCGGAUCUUCUUCGAAGCUCCAGUAACGGCGUGAGCGGCAUCCCUCUUAAAACCCUAGGGAAGGCACCAUUUUCCGUGAAAAAAAGGGAUGCAACUGUAGCUGCAAAGCUGAAGAAAGGGAAGAAGCAUGAUUAUCCAUGGCCUGCAGAUCCGGAUCCAAAUGUGAAAGGCGGAGUCCUAACUCAUCUCUCCCAUUUCAAGCCUUUGAAAGAAAAGCAAAAGCCUGUUACUUUGGAUUUUGAGAAGCCCCUUGUUGAAAUCGAGAAGAAGAUGAUUGAUGUGAGGAGAAUGGCAAAUGAAACUGGUUUGGAUUUCAGUGAUCAGAUUAUAUUGUUGGAGAAUAAGUAUCAACAGGCUCUAAAGGACUUAUACAGACAUCUGACCCCUAUACAACGUGUACACAUUGCCCGACACCCCAACAGACCUACAUUCCUUGAUCAUAUAUUUAGCAUUACCGAUAAGUUUGUGGAACUUCAUGGAGAUCGAUCAGGGUAUGAUGAUCCAGCUAUUGUUACUGGUAUAGGAACCAUCGAUGAUAGGCGAUACAUGUUUAUCGGUCAGCAAAAGGGUAGAAACACUAAAGAGAAUAUUCACCGCAACUUUGGAAUGCCAACGCCCCAUGGUUACAGGAAGGCUUUACGCAUGAUGUAUUAUGCAGAUCAUCAUGGUUUUCCUAUAGUUACUUUUAUCGACACUCCUGGGGCUUAUGCUGACCUUAAAUCUGAGGAGCUGGGUCAAGGUGAAGCUAUUGCCCACAAUUUGAGGACCAUGUUUGGUCUGAAGGUCCCAAUUGUUUCUAUUGUUAUUGGGGAAGGUGGCUCUGGUGGUGCCUUGGCCAUUGGCUGUGCUAAUAAAUUGUUAAUGCUGGAAAAUGCAGUCUUUUAUGUUGCCAGUCCAGAAGCUUGUGCUGCAAUUUUGUGGAAGACUGCAAAAGCUUCGCCUAAGGCAGCUGAGAAGCUAAGGAUUACUGCCCCAGAGUUGUGCAGGCUGCAAAUUUGUGAUGGAAUCAUUCCUGAGCCACUGGGUGGUGCCCAUGCAGAUCCAGCUUGGACUUCACAACAAAUAAAAGCCGCAAUUAAUGAAACAAUGGAUGAGCUCACAGCAAUGGACACAGAAAAGCUACUAAAACAUCGCAUGCAUAAAUUCAGAAAACUGGGUGGCUUCGAAGAAAAUGCCCAGGUAGAUCCCAAGAAAAAGGUCAAUAUGAAAAAGGAGGACCAAAUUGUUCGUACAACCCCAAAUGAGGAGUUGGAAGGUGAGGUUGAAAAGCUGAAACAGCAAAUCUUGAAAGCCAAGGAAUCAUCCAGCAAGCCUCCUGAGAUGGCUCUGAAGGACAUGAUAGAAAAAUUGAAAAAGGAGGUUGAUCAUGAAUACUCUGAGGCCAUCAAAGCCACAGGCUUGAAGGACAGGCUUGAUAUGCUGAGAGAAGAAGUUUCAAAAGUAAAUUCAAGGGACCAACUCAUGAAUCCUGUUAUAAGGGAUAAGAUUGAGAAGCUUAAAGAUGAAUUCAACCAGAAGCUAUCGGCAGCUCCAAAUCACCCAACCCUACAAUAUAAGCUUGACAUGCUGAAGGAGUUUUCUAAAGCCAAGAGUCUCUCAGAUGCUGCUACACUGAAGCAAGAAGUUAAUAAGAAAUUCAAUGAAAUCAUGAGUCGGCCUGAGAUAAAUGAGAAGCUUGAAGCAUUGAAGGCUGAGGUUCAAAAUUCAGGUUCAUCCAGCUUUGCUGAUUUAGAUCAAGGGCUUAAGGACAAAGUUCUGAAUACGAGGAAAGAAGUAGAACUGGAAAUGAUUAGCGCUCUCAAGUCCAUUGGUUUGGUUGUUGAGGGUGUAAAAUCUAAUGAAAAAGUCCUAAGUGAGAAAGAUUCACCCUCAGUCUUCAAAAAUAAGGUGGAUCAUUUGAAUGAAGAAAUUAACAAGAAAAUUGAAAAUGUUGUCAGUUCAUCGGAAUUGAAAAAUAUGAUUGAGUUGUUGAAGCUGGAGAUAGCAAGGGCAGGAAACAAACCUGAUACUGAGUCAAAAAGUAAGAUUGAGGCUAUUCAAAAGCAGAUAAAGCAAAGACUUUCUGAAGCUAUCAUCUCUUCAGAAUUAAUAGAGAAGUAUGAAGACUUGAAGGAAAAAAAUUCUGAAGUCGAACAGUCUUCUGCUGGGGCUGAUGAAAGUUUGCAAAAGGAAACCAAGUAUGAGGAACCUAGACUAGAGAUCAAUUUGGGUGCAAACAGCAGCUUCGCUCAGUGAUCUUGAUUCUGUCGGAAUGUUACUGAGGUAGAUGUUAUAGAAAGAGAUGGUGUUUGAAGUCUGAUUGAAGAACUAAAAUUGCAUCAGAUGAAUUAUUCAAAAACUCAAGCCCUGCAAGAGCCACCAAGUCCACACUCUUCUGCAGGCCAGAGGACACAAGGUUUUGCAUCUAUUAAAACACUGAUUGGUUAUGACGAACAAUUACUGCCCAGUCUCUUUUUCUUUUUCUUUUCUAAGCUGAAUUUCUACGUUCUGAAUUAGAGCUGAUAAAAUUUUUCCCUUUGGAUGUUACUUUUUGUCCUGCUUAUGGUAGAAUGUGUUUGUUUCUCUUUACUCAUAGACAAAGAACAUUGUAUAGUUGUGUGAUCGCUAGGGGAAACUGAAUAGCCAAUGGCACACUUCCAAAUGUCAGGAAUAAACACCUCUUGUUUUUUA
Molecule: messenger RNA, 2925 nt
Organism: Gossypium raimondii (Peruvian cotton)
Lineage: Eukaryota; Viridiplantae; Streptophyta; Magnoliopsida; Malvales; Malvaceae
Product: acetyl-coenzyme A carboxylase carboxyl transferase subunit alpha, chloroplastic
Exons: 12
Coding region: 208-2490 (760 amino acids)
Biological process (GO): fatty acid biosynthetic process
Cellular component (GO): acetyl-CoA carboxylase complex
Molecular function (GO): acetyl-CoA carboxylase activity; carboxyl- or carbamoyltransferase activity
Source: RefSeq, a predicted model, not a curated record